This is a messenger RNA of Babesia sp. Xinjiang, 471 nucleotides long. Its product is annotated as 40S ribosomal protein S11. The transcript has 3 exons. Gene Ontology annotation, cellular component: cytosolic small ribosomal subunit; ribosome. Gene Ontology annotation, molecular function: structural constituent of ribosome. Lineage: Eukaryota; Apicomplexa; Aconoidasida; Piroplasmida; Babesiidae. Gene Ontology annotation, biological process: translation. The record is from RefSeq and is a predicted model, not a curated record. The coding region runs from base 1 to 471 and encodes 156 amino acids.
AUGGAUCGCGGCGAUGCUCAGAACCAAAAGGCUUACCAAAAGCAGCCUACUGUUAGUUUGAUGAAACUACAGAAAUUGGGACGUAAAUCGCGAUACUGGAAGGAUGUGGGCAUGGGAUUUGUCACACCCAAGGAGGCUAAGGAAGGUACCUACAUAGACAAGAAGUGCCCAUUUACAGGCAAUGUAUCCAUCCGUGGAAGGAUCAUAAAGGGGAUGGUCAUUUCAACCAAGAUGAAACGCACUAUCAUUAUGCGCGUCAACUACCUUCACUACAUCAAGAAGUACAACCGUUUCGAAAAACGACACAGGAACAUCGCCUGCCACUGCUCGCCGUGCUUCGAACCCACUGCCGGUGACAUUGUCACCGUGGGACAAUGCAGGCCCCUCUCUAAAACGGUCAGGUUCAACGUCUUGAAGGUGGAAAAGAACCAGAUUUUCGGAAACCCAAGGAAACAGUUCCGCCUGUUCUAG